Messenger RNA from Lytechinus variegatus (green sea urchin), 1311 nucleotides. Its product is annotated as retinol dehydrogenase 8-like. Lineage: Eukaryota; Metazoa; Echinodermata; Echinoidea; Temnopleuroida; Toxopneustidae. The coding region runs from base 121 to 963 and encodes 280 amino acids. Gene Ontology annotation, molecular function: oxidoreductase activity. The record is from RefSeq and is a predicted model, not a curated record. The transcript is spliced from 6 exons.
GUUAUAUAACUCGAAUAGGGCGAAGUCUGGAAGGCAAACGAAUAGACCAUUGUAUUCAUCUGUACGCUGCUCAUUCGCGGAAAUAUUGGAGGCGUCGAGUUCCAUACAGAGUUGGGAAUCAUGGCUCCACUUAUCACCCUCAUCUCCGGGUGCUCCACCGGGAUCGGAAUGGAGCUCGCGGUCAGGUUGGCCAAGGAUCCUAACAGCAAGUACCUGGUCUAUGCCACGAUGAGAAACCUAGGAAAGAAGGACGCCCUCACGGAGGCUGCGGGUGACAAUCUGGACAAGACACUCUUCAUACGUCAGCUUGACGUCACUAUAGAUGAUCAAGUUAAGAGCAUCUAUGAUUUCAUCAUGGAGAAGCACGGGCGUAUUGAUGUUUUAGUUAACAAUGCUGGUUAUGGUUUCUUCGGACCUCUGGAGACGAUGAGUAUGGAGAAAGCUAAGAUCAUGUUUGAAACAAACUAUUUUGGUACAGUUAGAUUGAUCAAAGGAGCUCUUCCAGCCAUGAAGAAACAGAAGUCCGGUAGUAUCGUCAAUAUCAGCAGCAUUGUCGGACAUCUUGGUAUUCCGUUUAUGGACAUGUACAAUGCGAGCAAGUUUGCAAUGGAAGGAUUAACCGAAUCAUUAAGGCCACAACUCAAAGAAUUUGGAAUAGGUAUUAGCACCGUGCAACCUGGACCUGUAACGACUAAAUUUGGAGAAAAUAUGAUGGCGAUCUCUGAUUUCGAUGAUAACAGUGUAUCUGAAGAUACAAAGAAGCAAUUUCUGGAGUUUCGGAAAGUUAUUAGCAAUCCCGACAUUUUCAGUCCUCAGACAGCCGAGCCGGUCAUUGAUGUCAUCGUUAAAGCCAUUGAAGCUGAGAAACCACGACUACGCUACCCAACCAGUCAGAAUGUAGGUGAUUGGUUAGCCAAGAGAUACGUCAAAGAAGAUGUAACUGGCACGGAGGGUUGGUUCUAAGAUCGGCGCGUGUCCUGUCCGGGGCGAUUUUUUUUUCUUUUCAUACGGAAACUUCGGCUUUUAUUUGUUCCUGUAUACCACAGAUAGUUGCAACUACGUUUGAGAGACUUUGAAUUAGGCUACAUUGCUUUGACUUAUCCAAAGGACCCCCCUAUUUUGUUCUUAAUAAAAAGACGGAAAAAUUGUUAAUCUGAAGUACCUGCCUUUAUUUGGAUUCGAACCCGCACCUUGCCAUUGUAAGCAAAAGGAUUAUCCCAUCACGCUACGCUGGCCGGUUUACUCAGUUGAUGCCUAGCCUUACAUUAUUCAAAUCCUAUAUGACGCCGGGAAGAAAAUGUUCGUAAACUG